This is a messenger RNA of Corylus avellana, 1875 nucleotides long. RefSeq names its product pentatricopeptide repeat-containing protein At2g20710, mitochondrial. Gene Ontology annotation, molecular function: protein binding. The record is from RefSeq and is a predicted model, not a curated record. Gene Ontology annotation, cellular component: mitochondrion. Lineage: Eukaryota; Viridiplantae; Streptophyta; Magnoliopsida; Fagales; Betulaceae.
AGAGCCUUGUACAGAAGAUUUCUCUCCCAAGCUUCCUCAAGAAACAAAGCUUAAACCCUAUUCCAGUCCACUAAAGCCCUUCUCUGUUUCUGAAAUACAAGCACAAACCGAAAAUGAAAAAGCUUCACUGCAUGAGCAAAAUCAUUCCCUCUCUGCCUCAAAACCCCCCAAGAAGUUCUAUAACUUUUGCUUCUCUCUUCUCUACCAAGACCCAGAACCCACCUUCUUCUUCUUCGUCUUCCACUUCUCUCUACAACCGAAUCCAAAUCAUCCGAAACCCGAACGUCUCAGUCAUUCCAGUGCUCGAGCAAUGGGUCAAUGAGCAACGACCCGUCAACCAGCAGGAAAUCCGAUCACUGGUUCGAAUCAUGAAGGACUUCAGGCGCUUCAAUCACGCGCUCGAGAUAUCUCAGUGGAUGACUGAUCGUAGAUAUUUCGAACUAUCACCAGUUGAUGUUGCGCUUAGGAUUGAAUUAAUUCACAGAGUUCGUGGACUAGAGCAUGCUGAAUAUUACUUUAAUAAUAUAUCAAACAAUCUGAAAACGGAUAGGAUAUAUGGUGCUCUUCUCAGUGGCUACGUUCGAGAGAAAUCCGUUGAGAAAGCUGAAGCCAUUAUGGAAAUAAUGAGAGAGAUGGAUAUGGCAGCAUCAUCAUUUCCUUACAACAUGUUGAUUAACCUUUAUUCUCAAACUGGAGAACACGAUAAAAUCGACAUGUUGAUGCAAGAGAUGGAAAGGAAGGGAAUACCUCAAGAUAAGUACACAUUGCUAAACCGAAUGGCUGCUUACAUUGCAGUAUUUGACAUUUCUGGGAUGGAAAGGAUUUUAAAUAGGAUGGAGGAGGAUAAGAACUGUUUUGUUAGUUGGAAAGUGUAUUCCAUGGCAGCAAGUGAGUGUCUGAAAGUUGGGUUGAUUGAAAAGGCUCUUGUAAUGCUGAAAAAAAUGGAGGAAAACAUGCCCCUUCUGAGGAGGAAACUGGCAUUAAAGUUUCUUCUUACUCAUUAUGCAAACACUGGCCUUAAGAAGGAGCUUUACAGAGUCUGGAAUACGUACAAGCCAUCAAAAGAACAAAUAGAUGGACCAAUAGAUAAACAAUAUGCCUGCAUGGUUUCAUCUCUUGCAAAGCUGGGUGAUAUUGAGGGGGCUGAGAAGAUCUUUCAGGAGUGGGAGACCCGAUGCACCUUGUAUGACUUUCAGGUAUUGAAUAGCCUUCUUGCUGCUUACUGCAAAAACGGUCUCUUCGAUAAGGCAGAAUCAGUUGUAGAGAAGGCUGUAGAAGGAAGAACACCUUAUGCCAGUACAUGGGCUGUGUUAGCCGUAGGUUACAUGGAGGAUAAGAAUAUGCCCAAGGCAAUUGAGAUGUUGAAGAAGGCACUGUUGGUUGGAAGACAAGGUUGGCGACCAAAUUCUAUUACUUUGUCCAACUGUCUCGAUUACUUAGAAGAGCAAGGGGAUAUUGAAGGAAUGGAAGAAUUCUUAAGACUUUUAAAGAACUCGGGCCCUUUGAGCAGGGAUAUGUACCAUAGUUUGCUGCGGACAUGUGUCAGAAAUGGAAAAUCAGUUUCUGAGUUUCUUGAUCAGAUGAAAAUUGAUGGCUUCACUGCUGAUAAGGAAACAGAGAAGAUCCUUGAAAACUUCAAGGAACUCUAGCAAUGGGUGGGCCUAAGAGGUUAUAGCUGGUUCAAGAGACCUCAAAAUUCCUGUUUGCCAUGCCAUCAAUAUACAAUUUUGGUUUCCCUCUUUCUUUUCACCAUGGCCUUUUGAUGGCUUGAUCUCACAUCUGCAUUGCGAAAUCAUUGGUGUAUGUUUUGAAAUGAAUUGAAACUUUUAUGUGACAGCUGAGAUGAGGUAUUGACUCUCAGAUUUUGAAUCUGUU